ACACUCCGUGAGAGAACAGAGCAAGCUGUAGCUUAAUCUACAUUUCCACGAGACUUACGCUAGAGUAAAAUGGAGAACAAAAAUGCUACCACCCUUACUGAACAGAAACCGGAAGAAUCUAAAUGCAAUGAGGAUUCACUUCUCCCCAUCGUUGAGAAGGGACUUUUCUUCCAUGAUUCCUUCUUCGAGGAUAUUCGGAAGCACUUUGAGACAGCCAUCGACCAAAUCCUGGAUACGUGGGGAGAAGGCAAAUCCGUUAGUGAUCUGAUGAGUAGCUACAGACGUGUAAGAGAGCGCAAUUUGCAGCAAGAGAACCAAGUCAUGGCCUUCAGCGAAGACGACCAGAAUCACAAGGUUGUACUGGAUGUUCAUGACUUCAAGAGUGGAGAUGUUAAGGUUAGAGUGGAAGACAAGCAGGUGGUGGUGGAAGGUCGAGUGGAAAAGGAAGAAGAUGACUUCAAGUCCAUGAAAAGCUUCUAUCGACGUUUCAGCUUCCCAGGCAAAGUGAACAUAGAGGCCGUGACUUCCGCAAUGUCUUCCGAUGGCGUCUUGACUGUCACGGCUCCGAAGAUUCCACAGGAUACAUGUACAUUUAAAAGCAUUACAGAGCUUCAAGAAGUUUCAUACGAAGUUUUUGCCAAGUAUUCCCUGACGCGUCCAGAUGGAGGUGGAAAGUGGGCGCACACCCAACUCGCGCCACAUAAAAGCAUCAGCAGCCGCCUCUUGCUAGACACAAUAUAA
Molecule: messenger RNA, 741 nt
Organism: Penaeus indicus
Lineage: Eukaryota; Metazoa; Arthropoda; Malacostraca; Decapoda; Penaeidae
Product: protein lethal(2)essential for life-like
Exons: 4
Coding region: 70-741 (223 amino acids)
Source: RefSeq, a predicted model, not a curated record